AUGGAGCCGGUGAACGUCCCCCAGGCGGCGGAGAAGAAGGACGUGAGUCCGUGCACUGCCAGCCUGUGGCAGCUGCACAUCAUCCUCUGGAAGAACGUGUACGUGAAGCGGCUCAGGCGGCACUACGUGACGACCAUCCUGGAGGUGGCCCUCGUCGUGGCUCUCUUGCUGGGCAUCCAGGAGUACGCCGUGACCAGGGAGACGAUGAAGGUCCGCCCGGACACGCACUUCCCGACCAGCGCGCCCACCAAGUACUGGAACAACAUGCCGGACGUCGUGGCCAUCGACAAGGUCUUGUACCACCCGAAAUCCCAGUAUCUCUCCAAGCUGGUGCGGGAGUCGUUCAGCGACCUCGGCGUGCUCGAUGUCUCCGCCGUUGACAGUCUCAAAAACCUGAACGACGCCAUCAAUAAGCUGAACGACACUCCCACCGUAGUCAUUGGCCUGCACUUCAAAAACGUCCGCUCGAACACAACCGGGAUUCCGAACAGUCUGGACUGCGUGGUGGUGGCCGGCCGUCUACCCCUGGACACCCACGUGGAGUUUGGUGAGAAGCUCCUGUCGCAACCGCCUGGUCCGGCGAACGAAGCUCAUUUUGUCGAGAUGAACACCAUCAUGCCCAUCAUCGGGACUCUUCAGCAGCGGCACCUCGAGUACCUGGCGCUCAGACACAACCUGUCCACGGCGGCGGUGCCGCCCGUGAAACUGCAACGGUUUCCGUACCCUUCCUACAUCGAGGAGAUGGACAUCAGCAAUUACGCGCUCGUGCUGAGCCGCUUCUGCAUCGGCAUGCUGGUGCCUUUCGCCGUCUUUGCGGCACGCCUGACGGACGAGAAGACAUCUGGGAUGAGGGAAAUGCUGCGCAUCGUGGGACUGAGCGACUGGGUGUACUGGGCCAGCCACUACCUCAGCGCCUUCUUCAUGCACCUCAUCACGGUCACCCUGAUGAUGCUCUUUCUGUGUAUCAAGCACAACGAUAAAGGACGCUCGUUCAUCCAGAGCAGCGACCCGUUCCUGGUCUUCGGAAUACUCAUGUGCUUCUGCAGCUCGUGCUUGCUACACGCUGCUCUCUUGUCGCUCUUCUUCGCCAACCCUGCGUCCGCUGUGGCCGGCGCCAUGCUGUACUGGACCUUGAGCAGUGCGAUGCCCUUCCUGAUACUGGACCAGGGCACCGGUCACGGUUACCACUUCAUCUCGCGCAAGCACAAACUCUUCACCUCCAUCUUUCCAGGAAUGAACCUCCACUGGAUCUUCCGCGUCCUCAACCGUUUCGAGAAGUUCGUGGACACAGGUGCCACAUGGGGCAACUUCUUCGACCACUCGGCGACGCCGGACAACGUCACAGUGGCCGAAAUCGUGGCCGUAGGCCUCGUGUUCGACUGCUUCAUUGCCCUGCUUGUCUGGUACCUGGACAACGUCCUUCCGAUCGGACCAGGAAUCGCCAGGCCUUUAUAUUUUCCAUUUACGGCGAGCUACUGGGUCCCGCGGAAAGAGUUCGUCACGACUCCGGAGAUAACGGCCCAAGAGAAAGAUAACUUCGAGGCUGAACCCAAUAACCAGAUGGUCGCCAUUGAAAUUGUGCAGGCCUGCAAGGUUGGUCCUUGA
This is a messenger RNA of Ixodes scapularis (black-legged tick), 1605 nucleotides long. Its product is annotated as phospholipid-transporting ATPase ABCA3-like. Lineage: Eukaryota; Metazoa; Arthropoda; Arachnida; Ixodida; Ixodidae. The record is from RefSeq and is a predicted model, not a curated record. The coding region runs from base 1 to 1605 and encodes 534 amino acids. Gene Ontology annotation, molecular function: lipid carrier activity; ABC-type transporter activity. Gene Ontology annotation, biological process: transmembrane transport; lipid transport. The transcript has 6 exons. Gene Ontology annotation, cellular component: membrane; intracellular membrane-bounded organelle.